CCCAGAAGGCAUGGGGUGAAGGGAUUUCCGGUCCGGAAGCGGAAGUGGCGGUGAGACAGCAGCAGCAGCAGCAAUGGAGGAGCUGGGGGUGAUGGUGGAGAAGCUACAGGAUGACGUUCCCACCCUGAUGUGUUCCCGGCCUCACACCGGCCUCUCCUUCCUUGCCCCUGAGCCGGAGGAUCUGGAAGAUCUGUACACACGUUACAAGAAGCUGCAGCAGGAGCUGGAGUUCCUGGAGGUACAGGAGGAGUACAUCAAGGACGAGCAGAAGAACCUGAAGAAGGAGUUCCUGCACGCCCAGGAGGAGGUCAAACGUAUCCAGAGUAUCCCCCUGGUCAUCGGACAGUUCCUGGAGGCUGUCGAUCAGAACACUGCCAUUGUGGGCUCCACCACUGGCUCCAAUUACUACGUGCGGAUUUUGAGCACCAUCGACCGGGAGUUGCUAAAGCCGAACGCGUCGGUAGCUCUGCACAAACACAGCAACGCCCUGGUCGAUGUGCUGCCCCCAGAGGCAGACAGCAGUAUCAUGAUGCUGACCUCAGACCAGAAGCCGGACGUGCUGUACUCCGAUAUCGGAGGGAUGGACAUUCAGAAGCAGGAGGUCCGGGAGGCGGUGGAACUGCCCCUCACCCACUUCGAGCUCUACAAGCAGAUUGGGAUUGACCCCCCUCGCGGGGUGCUGAUGUACGGCCCCCCGGGCUGCGGGAAGACGAUGCUUGCCAAAGCUGUUGCUCAUCACACGACAGCUGCCUUUAUCCGUGUGGUGGGUUCGGAGUUUGUCCAGAAGUACCUGGGGGAGGGGCCGCGGAUGGUGCGGGAUGUUUUCCGGCUGGCCAAGGAGAACGCUCCCGCCAUCAUCUUCAUCGACGAGAUCGACGCCAUCGCAACCAAACGCUUCGACGCCCAGACAGGAGCGGACCGGGAGGUGCAGAGAAUCCUGCUGGAGCUCCUCAACCAGAUGGACGGCUUUGACCAGAACGUCAAUGUUAAGGUGAUCAUGGCGACGAACCGCGCUGACACGCUGGACCCUGCCCUCCUUCGCCCCGGCCGUCUGGAUCGCAAGAUCGAGUUCCCCCUCCCCGAUCGUCGUCAGAAACGCCUGAUCUUUACCACCAUCACAGGCAAGAUGAACCUGUCCGAGGAGGUGGACCUGGAGGACUACAUUGCAAGACCAGACAAGAUCUCCGGCGCUGACAUCAACUCCAUCUGCCAGGAGGCUGGAAUGUUGGCUGUCCGAGAGAACCGUUACAUUGUCUUGGCCAAAGACUUUGAGAAAGCGUACAAGACCGUCAUCAAGAGGGACGAGCAAGAGCACGAAUUCUACAAGUGAGGAGCCGGUGGGGGGGGUGGGGGCGCUCUGCCUGACUGGGUGUGUACACCCCCUAUCCCCCUCCCAUUCCCUCCCCUCUCCCACCCCAGGUCAAAGCAGCAGCGUCACUCCCCGAGAAGCUGGGAAUCUUUUCUAGACUACGUUCCUGAAUUUUGUGCAUCUUCCUAAUUUAACAAAUAAAAUAAAAUAACCAGCGAAAUAAA
Hemiscyllium ocellatum (epaulette shark) is the source of this 1533-nucleotide messenger RNA. It is a transcript of the gene psmc4, whose product is annotated as proteasome 26S subunit, ATPase 4. Gene Ontology annotation, cellular component: proteasome regulatory particle, base subcomplex. The transcript is spliced from 11 exons. Gene Ontology annotation, biological process: proteasome-mediated ubiquitin-dependent protein catabolic process. Gene Ontology annotation, molecular function: ATP binding; proteasome-activating activity; ATP hydrolysis activity. Bases 74 to 1330 code for a protein of 418 amino acids. Lineage: Eukaryota; Metazoa; Chordata; Chondrichthyes; Orectolobiformes; Hemiscylliidae. The record is from RefSeq and is a predicted model, not a curated record.